Messenger RNA from Thlaspi arvense, 432 nucleotides. The record is from the annotation of a GenBank genome assembly. NCBI's taxonomy places the organism in Eukaryota, Viridiplantae, Streptophyta, Magnoliopsida, Brassicales, Brassicaceae.
AUGCAGACAAUGGAAGGAAGACAAUAUUACCAAAACGCGGAAGGAAACAAUAAUAGCUCCUCCAUGGUGGUACCUCGCUCGCCGUGGCAUUCACCGGUUCCUUAUCUCUUCGGUGGUUUGGCCGCCAUGUUGGCUCUAAUCGCCUUCGCUCUUCUCAUCCUCGCCUGUUCCUACUGGAGACUCUCCGGCUCCGGUCAGAGAGAUCCAGAGGCCGGAGAUGAUGCCAAACUCGACGGUGAAACUCACAAGGCUAAGCGAACGGACAUGCCGGAGAAGUUUCUCGUCAUUAUGGCCGGCGAUGCUAAACCCACUUACUUGGCUACGCCGGCGAUGAAUCGGUCUGACCAAAACUGUACUUGCGGAGAUGGCAAAACGGAAAAGAAGAAAGAGGAGGUUAGUGAUCAGGUGGUGCGGCAGAGCACCGGAACUUGA